GGACUCCAAAGCACCGGCCUUAAGGAACAUUCAAACCCACAACUUCCGAACACAUUAUCAACAGCAAAAGCCGAAUGAAUAUAGAAUUCAGAAAAAGCCAAGAAGCCACAGUUCCAUUCAGGUCUCUUUCUCCUCAUUCCCAACACGUAACUGCCAACAACUCAUUGAAUCUCAUAAUUUAAACCAAAAUCUAAAUAUCAUAAGAAAUCGGAGAAACCUAGCCUUGACUCACACAAAACUCCACUCUUCGGAAUAACCAACCAUUUCCCGCGAGGAUACUUCCCAAUGUCCUCUCUUUUAAAUCUCCAGAACUCUCUCCACUAUAUAAAUUAACAUCCAACCCAACCCAACCCAAUACCACAGACUACAUAUCCAUCAAAAUCCCAUGGCAUUCAUCCUCUUCUUUGCUUUCUCCCUCCUCCUACAAGGAGCUCUUGGUGAGCUGAUAUGUGAAGGACUGCCCACCGAUCUGUGCUCCUUCUCCAUUGCCUCUUCAGGGAAGCGAUGCCUGCUGGAGAAGUGUGCGUCAACUGAUGGAACCACAGAGUUGCAAUGCAAGACAUCUGAGGUGGUGGUUGAUGGAAUGUCCGCAUGGAUUGAAACCGAACAGUGCAUCCACGCAUGUGGGGUCGAUAGAAACUCCAUUGGAAUCUCAUCAGACUCCCUCCUCGACCCUCAGUUCACCGCUCAGCUCUGCUCCCUGGCUUGUUACCAGAACUGCCCCAACAUCAUUGACCUCUACUUCAAUUUAGCUUCUGCCGAAGGAGGCUUUUUACCAGAUUUGUGUGCGAAUCCCCACCGAGCCAUGAGUGAGCUUCUGAGCUCCGGUGCAGCCUCUGGUCCCAUAUCUUCUUCUGUGUCAGCCAUUUCUCCAGCAUACAGCGACUCAUCUGCAGACUAUGCAGCUGCUCCAGCUCCAUUCUACUGAGUCAUCAUCAAUUUAUACAUAUUACUUAUUGUUUGUUGGAUUCAUCUACUUGAUCAGCUAGAUGAAGAAACUUUUUUUUUUCUUUAAAUAUAUGUUGUUAUGUGUUGAGAAAAUUUAACAGCGAAUAAAGUUAUUUAGUACUCUUUUUUCCU
Molecule: messenger RNA, 1080 nt
Organism: Vitis vinifera (wine grape)
Lineage: Eukaryota; Viridiplantae; Streptophyta; Magnoliopsida; Vitales; Vitaceae
Exons: 3
Coding region: 386-928 (180 amino acids)
Source: RefSeq, a predicted model, not a curated record